AUGAUUCCAUGGUUAUUGGGAAUGAGUUUAUCACGGAAUCGAGCGGAUGAAACAGAUGAUAACCGAUAUUUAGAUAAUACUGAUACAAAUUCUCCACCACCAGAAGAAAUGUUUUUGCAGUCGUUAGAUCAUCCUCAUUUCCCAUCAUUAGAACGUUAUCUUGGAGCAGAUGAUUAUUUUGAUUAUAUUAAAGACGAUGAUCCGUAUGAUACAAGGAAAAUGAGACAACACAGUAAACAGUGUUAUCAUCCUGAUCAUGAUACCGAGCGUCCAGCACAUUCAACAGAUUGUCGUCCUGCUUCGCUAGAUGUUUCAUCUCGUAUCCAAGGUUUUCCGAUCGGUGGUUGUUUAUGUACAAUACAUAGAAAAAAUCAGCAGAAAAUUGAUCGCCACCGUCCAAGCAUGGAUGACAUUACAAUUGGUACUCAAAGCAGCAAUUUUAUCAUUGAUGAUACGCGUACACAUGUGAAUCGAAUUCUUGAACAAGCUAAUAUUAGUCCGAUUAAUUCUUAA
This is a messenger RNA of Didymodactylos carnosus, 513 nucleotides long. The record is from the annotation of a GenBank genome assembly. NCBI's taxonomy places the organism in Eukaryota, Metazoa, Rotifera, Eurotatoria, Philodinida, Philodinidae.